GCAGAGAAAUCCGCAGGGCGGUAAGGAGCCAGACCCGCAGCCUCCCGCCGACAGCGCCAUGGACGGCACCGGCAACGCCACCCUGCUCUUCGACCCGUCCUCGCUGCAGCCGGACAACUACACCUUGUCGCCCAACGCCAGCAGCCUGAGCCCCGGCCCAGACGCCCCCCUGGCGCCCGCCUCCAGCGCCGGCCCCAGCCCCGGGCUCAGUGUCGCGCCGGGGCCCGGCGUCAGUUUCAGCCCCGGCCCCACUCCGACCCUGACGCCGACGGCCGGCUGCUUCGCGGGUGGCGCCGCCGGCCCGAGCCCUACCUCGUUCGCUCACCCCGAGGCCGCCCACGAGCCCCCGUUCUGGGACACGCCGCUGAACCACGGGCUGAACGUGCUUGUGGGCGCCGCCCUGUGCAUCACCAUGCUGGGCCUGGGCUGCACGGUGGACGUGAACCACUUCGGGGCGCACGUCCGUCGGCCGGUGGGCGCGCUGCUGGCCGCGCUCUGCCAGUUCGGCUUCUUGCCGCUGCUGGCCUUCCUGUUGGCGCUCACCUUCUCCUUGGACGGGUCGGCCGCCAUGGCGGUGCUCCUAUGUGGCUGCUGUCCCGGCGGGAAUCUCUCCAACCUUAUGUCCCUGCUGGUUGACGGCGACAUGAACCUCAGCAUCAUCAUGACCAUCUCUUCCACGCUCCUGGCCCUGGUCUUGAUGCCACUGUGCCUGUGGAUCUACAGCCGGCCUUGGAUCAACACUCCUCUGGUGCAGUUACUGCCCAUAGGCACAGUGAUCCUGACUCUCUGCAGCACUCUCAUCCCUAUUGGUUUGGGCGUCUUCAUUCGCUACAGAUACAACCGGGUGGCUGACUACAUUGUGAAGGUUUCCCUGUGGUCUCUGCUAAUGACGCUGGUGGUCCUUUUCAUAAUGACCUGCACUAUGUUAGGACCCAAACUGCUGGCAAGUAUUCCUGCAGCUGUUUAUGUGGUAGCGAUUUUUAUGCCUUUGGCAGGCUACGCCUCAGGCUAUGGCUUAGCUACUCUCUUCCAUCUUCCACCCAACUGCAAGAGGACUGUGUGCCUGGAAACAGGGAGCCAGAACGUGCAGCUCUGUACCGCCAUUCUAAAACUGGCCUUUCCACCGCAAAACAUAGGAAGUAUGUACAUGUUUCCCUUGCUUUAUGCCCUUUUCCAGUCUGCAGAAGCAGGGAUUUUUGUUUUAAUAUAUAAAAUGUAUGGGAGUGGAAUAUUGUACAAGCAAGAUCCUCUAGAUGAGGAUGAAGAUACAGAUAUUUCUUAUAAGAAACUAAAAGAAGAGGAAAUGGCAGACACUUCCUAUGGCACAGUGAAAGCAGAUAAUUUAAUUAUGAUGGAAACCACUCAGACUUCACUCUAAAUAUGGAGAUACACAGGAGAGUUUAUCUUGCUGAAAUAUUACUUCAUGUUUAUGGUCUGUGGUAGUGUCUAUGGUUUACAUAAAGAACAACAAUUGGUUCACAUUAUUAUACAUGUAACAAUUUUGAUCUGCCCACCAUAAGGUUGCGUUGGUAUAUUAACCAAGCGUUUUCAUAAAUUACAAAUCAAUGUCGUAAUAUAACUUGCACCUGGGACUGCUAGGGUGCCGCCUGAACAAAUGUGCUUUUUGGUUUUUCACCGUUACCGAUUUCUAUGAUUGUUUCAAAUAUGUUAACUCUUAGAAAACAGGGUCUUGGAAAUGUAGAAUUUUGAUGCACUAUCUUAUAUGAGUAAAAACACGCUAUAUUUG
This is a messenger RNA of Balaenoptera ricei (Rice's whale), 1747 nucleotides long. RefSeq names its product solute carrier family 10 member 4 (gene SLC10A4). Lineage: Eukaryota; Metazoa; Chordata; Mammalia; Artiodactyla; Balaenopteridae. The coding region runs from base 59 to 1378 and encodes 439 amino acids. The transcript has 3 exons. Gene Ontology annotation, cellular component: membrane. Gene Ontology annotation, molecular function: bile acid:sodium symporter activity. Gene Ontology annotation, biological process: bile acid and bile salt transport. The record is from RefSeq and is a predicted model, not a curated record.